CUUGGCCGGUUUGUGUGUAUUUUCAUUCCAGUAUGGCGGCGUUUGUCGCGGAGGAGGACAACUUUCUUUAAAUUGGCCGUCAUAUAACUCGGAUCGUCUGGAGCACUUUAUUCUCGUUGGUUAGGCCUUAAUUUGGACCCGUAGACCAACUCGUGUUUUGUGUUUAAAAAAAAAGAGGAUAAUUAAACGCAAACACUGCUGCUGUUUGAGAGUCAGGUUGAGUCGACUCUGAGUCGAUUAGCACAGGUUGCUAAGCUAGCGCUAAAGCUAUUACUCGGCUAGCUGCGCGGACCGAGUAUCCGAAGGAGAGACUUUGGCGGCCGUGAUCACACCGUAGGUACGUUUUGUUAGGGAUUUAGAGACAGAACGGAAGAGUUAAAGCUUCACUUUGCUACCUCUCGAGCUCAUCUGCUUCUAUUUAAUCAAGUAGUUGUGCUAGCAGCGCUCGUGCACUUAGCUAACAUGCAGACCAUACACUUCAUUCUGUAUGUAAGUAAGAUGUAAGUUAAUGUAGAUCAUAUUUAGAGUCUGGUUUGUGUUUUAUAUCAGAACAGAGUGUCUCCUCUAAUCUAGCUAGGCCCGUGUUGUGAUAUUAACCUUAAAUCAUAUAAGUGAAUCAUUUCCAACUGAAAACAACCCGAACCGAUUCGUGAACCGAGCCAACAGGUUGAACCUCACACGUUUGAUCGGACAUCAUCGUGUUUUUAAGGGCUUAGAAUGUGUAAGGAUCGUGAUCCGAACCUGAGUUAGAUGUCAAAUUAGAUUAACACUUCCACGUUUAAAGGCGAUGCGGUGUUUGGAUUCUGUUUGACAUCAUGGUGGAUUUUGAAGUCAGGAUAACAACAAGACGACGGAGGCUCGUAGAGGACAUUAUGUAGUGGUUUAUUUGGAAAGGCAGCCUGUUUUUUUUUCUGCCCCGACUUUAUUUUUUUUUUGUUGUUAUACGAUGCACAUUUAUCUGGGAUCCGAGAGCAAAACGCGUCGUCGGCUCCUAUAUUUUUAGAAGCAACACAGGACAAUCUGAAGGUGUGUCAGUCUGGAUCAAGAAGCCCUGCCUUUCUCCUCUGGUUGGAGUAACACACUGAAGCCGUCAUCAAUGCCGUCGGCUCUUGCCGUGUUCACCUGCCGCCCGAACUCUCACCCGUUUCAGGAGCGUCACGUCUACCUGGACGAACCGGUGAAGAUCGGGCGCUCUGUCGCACGCUGCCGUCCGGCUCAGAACAACGCCACCUUCGACUGUAAGGUGCUCUCCAGGAACCAUGCGCUCGUCUGGUUCGACCACAAGACAGGCAAGUUUUAUCUCCAGGACACCAAGAGCAGCAAUGGCACCUUCAUCAACAGCCAGCGUCUGAGCCGGGGCUCUGAGGAGAGUCCCCCGUGCGAGGUGCUCUCUGGUGACAUCAUCCAGUUUGGUGUGGAUGUGACGGAGAACACGCGAAAAGUCACUCAUGGCUGUAUAGUGUCGUCCAUCAAACUCUUCCUUCCAGAUGGCAUGGAAGCUCGACGGCGAUCAGAUGUCAUUCAAGCACCACUACCACUACCUGUUGAUAAGGUUGCCGCAAACACACCCAGUAUGUACUCUCAGGAACUGUUUCAGCUGUCCCAGUACCUGCAGGAGGCCUUACAUAGGGAACAGAUGCUGGAGCAGAAGUUAGCCACACUGCAGAGGCUCCUGGCCAGCACACAGGAGGCCUCAGAGAGCAGCUGGCAGGCUUUAAUUGAUGAAGACCGGUUACUCUCAAGGUUGGAGGUGAUGGGGAACCAGUUGCAGGCGUAUUCAAAAAACCAAACGGAGGAUGGCAUCCGAAAGGAGCUUGUAGCCUUAACAGAGGACAAACUAAAUUAUGAGACUACAGCCAAAGAGUCCCUGAGGCGGGUUCUUCAGGAGAAAAUCGAGGUGGUCAGGAAGCUGUCCGAAGUGGAGCGGACUCUCAGUAACACAGAAGACGAAUGUACGCACCUGAAGGAGAUGAACGAGCGAACUCAGGAGGAGCUGAGGGAGCUGGCCAACAAAUACAACGGAGCUGUGAACGAAAUUAAGGAUCUCACUGACAAGAUCAAGUUGGCUGAAGGCAAGCAGGAAGAGCUGACGCAAAAAGGGCAGAACGAGAAGAAGGAGCUGCAUCUGCGAAUCGAGGAGAUGGAAGAGAAGGAGCAAGUGCUUCAAGCUCGCAUCGAGGCACUACAGGCAGACAACGACUUCACCAACGAGAGGCUCACAGCUCUUCAAGUCCGGUUAGAGCAACUACAGGAGAAAAGCAUAAAGGAAAACAACAGUUUAGACGACUUUCUUUUAAAGAGUGGAGGGGACUGCACUUUAAUCCAGCAGUUCAUUGAGUGCCAGCCCGUGAAGCAGCUGAAAGGAGCCAUGGAUUCUUCCAUCCACAAGCUGUCCAACUUUGACGAAGUUAUAGAUGCCCAUCUUCAGAACAAUCAAACCCCAGAAGACAACAGUUUCACCAGUCCAGAGAAACUAAAAGUGGUGUCUUCCAACCUGCCCACAGAAAAUGAGAUAGAUGCUAAAGAGUCUGAUAUGUCAGACACACUGAGCCCCAGCAAGGACAAAAGCAGUGACGAUACUUCAGAGGGACAAAUGGACGAACAGGAGCUGAACGAGCCGCAGAACAGGGCUUCCCUGAUUAAAGAUGAGCUACAGAGGGCCAACCUGGAGCCCAGAGACACAGAGCAGGUCAUCCACAAGUUACACAUCGAGCUACAGGAGGCUCAGGAGCUCGCCAACACCGGCAAGCAGAAAUGUCUUGAGCUACAAGCUCUGCUUGAAGAGGAAAGGAGAAGCAACAGGCAGCAGACGGAGGAAUCGUCUAAACAGAUUCAGUACCUGCAGACUCAGCUCGCCAAGCUGCAGUCAGACAUGGAGGCCCUGCGCGAGCAGAGAGAGAACACCAUCUCCAACACACGGGACGAACUCUACAGCGCCCAAGAGGAGGUGCUCGUGCUCCGCCACGCCAUGGAGGCAGCCAUGGCAGAGAGGGAGCGCGACAUCGCCGCCCUGCAGGCAGACCUCACCGCCGUCACGGCUGAACUCGACAAGUGGAGAAAAGCGGCGUCCAAGUACGAACUGGAGAUCGGCACCUUACAGGAGAGCUUCAAGCUGCAGAGCCAGCACCAGGAGCGAGCCUUUCAGCUACAAGGUGAGCUGGAGAAGUUGCAGGCCGAGUGCUCGACCCUGCACAGAGAGUGCGAGGCUCUGCGCUUAGAGAAAGUGACUCUACUGGAGAAACUGCACAAGCUGGAGGUGGAGCUCAGCAGCUCCAGAGAGCAGAGUGCCACUCUGAGCAGCAGCCUGAACGCCCUGGAGAAGUGUCAGGGUGACCUGGAGAACAAACUGGGUUCCAUGCAGAACCAGCACCAGCAGGACGCGUGCAGGCUGAAGGUGGAGCUCAGUCAGGCCGAGAGCCGCACCAAGGACCUGCAGAAAGAGUAUGAGGAUACUCAGAGCCAGUUGUCAGACCUGCGGCGGCGCUAUGAGCAGACAGAGCAGGAGAAGAGCUCCAUUAAUGACGAGCUGGAGCAGUGCAAGGUCAAUCUGAAGCUGCUGCAGGAGAAGGGCAAGAAUCCAUCCAUAUUGCAGCCUGUCCAAGCCAUUUUCAUCGGCCUUAUCCUGGCUUUGCUGUAUUGGUGCUUCGGCCAAAUGUGGUAGAAAGAGCGGUUGGAUGCCCUGGAUGCCGGUGGUCGCCGUCAUGGUUGCCGUGACGGCAGUAGCGCUGUACCGAAGCCUGUCCAAGAGCUCCUCCUGAGGCAGAUAACCAAUCACAAACACAGCAUGGCUCACUCUGUCACCCUAAUGUCAUGUUUUAAUCCUGAGGUCAGGGCUGUUCCAGACUCAUUACCUCCAAAUGUGAGAAUGCAACUCCAGGGUGUCCAGCGUGUGACUGUAUAAAGUGCAAAUGUACAUAUUUUAGAAAAAGAGGGGGUAUAAAUGGUCUAACUUCUAUUAUAGAUGAAAUAAAUAUAUAUGCUUUUUUCAGUUAGAUGGGAAUCUUGAUAAAUAAAGUGGCCUAAACUAGGCUUUUUUUUUUCCUUCCUCAUGGGUACCAAACGUUUUUUUUUUUGCGUUGACGUUCAAUGUGUGGUUUGCCAUGUUAGAUGUUAAUGUGGUAUUCCGAAUAGAUGCGAAGCCAAAUUAUAAUCUUAAAAGAUUGGGCACAAAGAGGUGAAGUGCCUGAUUUAACUACCACUAGAUAAGUGUAAACACUUUUACUUACACACACACACACACACACACACACACAGAGACACAUUUUUGUCCUCACGCUCCACUACUGCAGUGUUUCAUUCAGUCGAAACGUCUGGAAAUCGUUCAGUCCCGUGUGCCGUGAUUGUGCGCUCCAGUCGACCUCUUACACAAACGAGCAGCACAGUAAGGUCGUCGUACUCUAGCAUAGUUUUCUUUGUAUCGUGUACUUUAAAAGGAAAUAUUCUUGUGAGAGACACUACAGGACUUUUCUAAUUCAAAUCCGUAGAGAUGUAGAGACUCCGUGUCAGUGUGAAGUUAUGAAAAACAUCAACCUGGGUAUAUUGUAGCUUUUAAGAACACGCUGUCCCACCAUUGGGACUCUCUCUCUCUCUCUCUCUCUCUCUCUUUCUCUCUCUCAUUCUCUUUGUUUGGAAGAUUCAGGCUCGUCAAUGAACGCUGCAGUUCCUUAAUCGACAUAUACGGACAGUUUUACAGUAUCUCCUGAACAAGGCUCUGGGAUCUCGCUGCCUUAUCUGUAACACAGAGAUCUUAUUUUACAGCAAAUUGGUGAAGUCUAUAAAAAAAAAAAACUGCUAAAUUGUGUAAGGGGGUAUGCAUUCUUUAAAAUGACUACUUAAUCGAAGCACAGUAAUACAGAGUGGAUUUGUUUAUGGUGUAAUUAUUAACGGGUUAACGGGAACGACGGAGUGUCGAAUGGAUCGAACAGUGUGUGUGCUGGAGAGAAAUAACCAAGGAUUUAUAUCGUGUUGGUUCACGUUUUUGUUUGCUGCGCUGUAAAUAAAACUCUCGGUCAUGAAACAAAUGGCCUGACGUUCCACCUUGUCAAUAAAUGUCCUUUUUAUUUUAUCGUUUUUGAAUUACAAACUAACAAAACAUCUAUGGGAAUAAAAGUAAAUAAUGCAAAGCAUGGUGUAGCACAGAGAGGUUCCACUCUGAAAUUUCCCCAAAGCAUCAAAAAUCAUCUCCGAGCACUUCGGCUUUGAGAAACUUGUCUUUUUAUUUUUAUUUUAUUUUAUUAUUUUUUUUUUUUUAGUAUCAGACAUUAAAAGUUCUUCCUUCACACACAUCUAAGGCACGAUAAGAACAUCUGACCUUGGCAUUGUUUGUAAAUAUGUAUGUAUGAAUGUAUGUGUGUAAAUGUAUAUAAUAUUCACAAAAUAAAGUUGAAUAUCAGUGGCA
Molecule: messenger RNA, 5398 nt
Organism: Tachysurus vachellii
Lineage: Eukaryota; Metazoa; Chordata; Actinopteri; Siluriformes; Bagridae
Gene: slmapa
Product: sarcolemma associated protein a
Exons: 24
Coding region: 1097-3661 (854 amino acids)
Biological process (GO): protein localization to plasma membrane; regulation of membrane depolarization during cardiac muscle cell action potential; regulation of voltage-gated sodium channel activity
Molecular function (GO): protein binding
Source: RefSeq, a predicted model, not a curated record